Molecule: messenger RNA, 4419 nt
Organism: Saccharomyces paradoxus
Lineage: Eukaryota; Fungi; Ascomycota; Saccharomycetes; Saccharomycetales; Saccharomycetaceae
Gene: MYO4
Product: myosin 4
Exons: 1
Coding region: 1-4419 (1472 amino acids)
Biological process (GO): actin filament organization; vesicle transport along actin filament
Cellular component (GO): myosin complex; vesicle; cytoplasm
Molecular function (GO): actin filament binding; microfilament motor activity; ATP hydrolysis activity
Source: RefSeq, a predicted model, not a curated record
AUGUCAUUUGAAGCAGGAACUAAGUGUUGGUACCCUCAUAAAGAACAAGGCUGGAUAGGCGGCGAAGUCACGAAGAAUGAAUUCUGUGAAGGAACGUACCACUUAGAGUUGAAGUUGGAGGAUGGGGAAACUGUGUCCAUUGAAACGGACAGCUUGGAAAAUGAUGGGCAUCAUCCCACGUUACCUGUACUGCGGAACCCGCCUAUCCUAGAGUCUACUGAUGACUUAACUACUCUGUCAUAUCUGAACGAACCUGCAGUGCUGCAUGCUAUAAAAAAAAGAUACAUGGAUGGACAAAUAUAUACUUAUUCUGGUAUUGUCCUUAUUGCCGCAAAUCCCUUUGAUAAAGUCGACCAUUUAUACUCCCGCGAGAUGAUACAGAAUUAUUCUAGUAAGCGUAAGGAUGAGCUGGAACCGCACCUUUUUGCCAUUGCGGAGGAGGCCUUCAGGUUCAUGGUCCAUGAAAAGGCUAACCAGACGGUUGUAGUUAGUGGUGAAUCCGGUGCUGGUAAGACCGUUUCCGCUAAAUACAUUAUGAGGUACUUCGCCUCAGUCCAAGAGAGCAACAAUGGUGAAGGAGAAAUGGAAAUGUCUCAGAUUGAGAGUCAAAUCUUAGCUACCAACCCAAUCAUGGAAGCCUUUGGUAAUGCCAAAACCACAAGAAACGAUAAUUCCUCCCGUUUCGGUAAAUAUUUGCAAAUUUUAUUUGAUGAGAAUACUACCAUUAGGGGGUCCAAAAUUAGAACAUAUCUCUUGGAGAAAUCCAGGUUAGUUUAUCAGCCCCAGACAGAAAGAAACUAUCACAUUUUCUACCAAAUUUUGGAAGGGUUACCAAAACCGUUGAAGCAAGAAUUGCACUUGUCAUCUGCAAAAGACUACCAUUAUACUAACCAGGGUGGACAACCGGAUAUAGUCGGUGUAGAUGACGCUCAAGAAUACAAGAUAACCACAGACGCUCUGUCAUUGGUGGGCAUAACCCACGAGACUCAACUUGGAAUUUUCAAAAUUCUUGCAGGCUUGCUACAUAUAGGUAAUAUUGAGAUGAAAAUGACCAGAAACGACGCAUCAUUGUCAUCCGACGAACCAAACCUGCAGAUUGCAUGUAAAUUAUUGGGUAUUGAUGCCUUCAAUUUUGCAAAAUGGAUUGUCAAGAAGCAAAUCAUUACGAGGUCUGAAAAAAUUGUCACGAAUUUGAAUUACAAUCAAGCGCUAAUUGCUAGAGACUCUGUGGCGAAAUUUAUUUACUCUACGCUUUUUGAUUGGUUAGUGGACAAUAUUAACAAGACGUUAUAUGAUCCUGAGCUAGACCAACAGGACCAUGUUUUUUCCUUUAUUGGUAUCUUAGAUAUCUACGGCUUUGAACAUUUUGAAAAAAACUCGUUUGAACAAUUUUGUAUAAAUUAUGCCAAUGAAAAACUACAACAGGAGUUCAACCAGCACGUUUUCAAAUUGGAGCAAGAAGAAUAUGUUAAAGAAGAAAUUGAGUGGUCUUUCAUUGAGUUCAGCGACAACCAACCCUGCAUAGACUUGAUUGAAAAUAAGCUUGGCAUACUUUCUCUAUUGGAUGAAGAAAGUAGAUUACCAUCAGGUUCGGAUGAAUCAUGGACUUCAAAACUAUAUUCCGCCUUCAAUAAACCGCCCUCAAAUCAGGUUUUUUCGAAGCCAAGAUUUGGACAAACGAAGUUUAUAGUGAGCCAUUAUGCUGUUGAUGUGGCAUAUGAAGUAGAAGGCUUUAUUGAAAAGAAUAGGGACAGUGUUUCCUCAGGACAUUUGGAUGUUUUCAAAGCAACGACAAAUCAAAUUUUCAAACAAAUUUUAGACAACGAAGAACCUAGGACCGAUGAUGCUCUUCAAGAACAAAGUACUGAAAAAAAGAUAACGAUGCCACCAAGAUUAAGUCAAAAGAAACCAACCCUAGGAUCUAUGUUCAAAAAAUCUCUGGGAGAAUUGAUGGCUAUCAUAAAUUCCACAAAUGUUCAUUAUAUUCGUUGCAUAAAGCCAAAUUCUGAAAAAAUGUCAUGGAAGUUCGAUAAUUUGAUGGUCUUAUCACAAUUAAGAGCGUGUGGUGUGCUAGAAACAAUCAGGAUUUCAUGUGCAGGCUUCCCAUCAAGAUGGACUUUUGACGAAUUCGUUCAAAGAUAUUUCGUCUUGACAGACUACAGCCAAUGGAGUAAGAUUCUUCACAAUCCAGACCUUCCAAAAGAAACCAUCGUAAACUUCUGUCAAUCUAUUUUAGAUGCCACUAUCUCAGAUUCAGCUAAAUACCAAAUUGGUAAUACCAAAAUUUUUUUCAAAGCAGGAAUGCUUGCAUUUUUGGAAAAAGUAAGGACUAAUAAAAUGAAUAGAAUAUGCAUCAUAAUACAGAAAAAGAUAAGAGCAAGAUACUAUAGACUUCAGUAUUUGCAGACCAUGGAAUCAAUAAAGAAGUGUCAAAAUCAAAUCAGAAGUCUAUUGGUCCGUGCAAGGGUCGAUCGUGAGCUUAAGACAAGAGCUGCCAUAUUACUUCAAAGUAACAUUAGAGCUGUAUGCAAACGGCGGUACUAUAGAGCUGCCAUUAGACAAAUAAUGCAACUGCAGUGCACUUGUAAAAGAAAAUUGAUUUUAGAUAAUAUUAACAGGCAAUUCAUACUCAUGGCUACGAUAAGCAUUCAAAGCUACGUCAGAUCAUAUGGUCACAAGACAUAUUACAGAACAGCAAAGAAGAGCUCCAUACUUGUACAAAGCACCAUGAGAAUGCAGCUAGCAAAACGAAGGUACAUAGUCCUGCAAAAGGAAGAAGAAGAACGCAAUAUUAAGGCUAAUUACGGAACUGGAUUAUUGGAGGAAGCUAUUGAAUUUAAAAACUCGUUCAUUAUGAAUCUAGAGAUGUUAAAUGACUCGUAUAUAAGAUUAACCCAAUUGUUGCAGGGGGAUUUUUCAAAUAUUUCCUCUAAGGAAAGACAAGAGUAUGAAACGAUAGUUAACGGUUAUAAUGACAAGAUUUCCAAGCUGAAGACGUUACAAGUUGAAAUUAUGAAUGCUUUGAACGAAAAGAAUGCCUUAAAGGAGAGAAAAAAGAAGCAAUCCUCUUUAAUACACUCACAUAUGCAAAGUUUGACUCAUAUAAAAGGUAGCAAACCUUCAAGGUUAAGCGAUGAAGUCAGAUCAAUUAAGCAAGAACUUGCGUUUAUUGAGAACGUGAUAGCACAAGAUUUUACCACUACAUAUUCUGCUAAUAAAAAUGAUAAGGUGAAAGGUUUGGGGAUCGCGGGACAGCAAGUAAAACCGAAGCUAGUCAAUGUGAUCCGUAGAGAAACUGGAAAUCCUGAUCUGCUAGAGUUACUAAUGGACCUAAAUUGUUACACAUUAGAAGUCACAGAAGGUUAUUUGAAAAAAGUAAAUGCUACUGAAGUGAAUGAAGACAAUGUUUUGGGUCCUAUACACGUCAUUACUACAGUAGUGAGUAGCUUAGUGAGAAACGGAUUGUUGAUUCAAAGUAGCAAGUUCGUUUCGAAAGUCUUAUUAACUAUAGAAAGCAUUGCUAUGAAUCUACCAAAGGACCAAACAAUGCUUGGCGGCAUCUUUUGGUUAAGUAAUCUUUCCAGAUUUCCCGCAUUUGCCGCAAACCAGAAAACAUUAUAUGAAGAGAAUGGCAGUGAUGAAAAAGAUAAGUUAACACUGGUAUAUUUGAAUGAUUUGGAGAACGAAACCUUAAAAGUAUUCGACAAGAUUUAUUCCACCUGGUUAGUGAAGUUGAUGAAGCACGCCUCAACCAGUAUGGAGAUCAGUGGUAUGGUUUUGAACGAGAAGCUGUUUAAAGAUCCUGGUGAUGAAAAGUUUGCUAAAUUAUUCACAUUUUUAAAUGAGUUUGAUGCGGUUAUGUGUAAAUUUCAAGUUGGCAACUCAAUGCGUACAAAAAUUUUCAAUGACACCCUGAAGUGUCUGAACGUGAUGUUAUUUAAUGACCUAAUUACUAAAUGUCCCGCAUUAAACUGGAAGUAUGGGUACGAAGUGGAUAAAAAUAUAGGUCAAUUGACAGGCUGGUUUGAGCCAAGAAUUGAAGAUGCUCGUUCCAAUCUAAUUCAAAUGGUUCAGGGUGUAAAGAUAUUACAGCUGAAGAUGGGCAGUUUAAAUGAGUUCAAGCUGCUAUUUGACUUCUGGUAUGCUUUGAAUCCAGCGCAAAUACAAGCAAUCCUGUUGAAAUACAAGCCAGCUAACAGAGGCGAAGCUGGAGUACCGAACGAAAUCUUGAAUUAUUUGGCUAACUUGGUGAAAAGAGAAAAUUUGUCAUUGCCUGGAAAGAUGGAAAUUAUGCUUUCUACCGAAUUCGACUCUGCUAAAAAUCAUCUGCAUUAUGACACCGGUGCAAUACCACAUAACUGCAAUACAGAGGGCUUGACAAAUGUCAAUAAGAUUAUAGAACUAAGCAGGAAAAAAUAA